AGAAAGAUUCCAUCCAGCAAACAAAAACCAGAAAAACGGAAAAGUCCAUUCUGUCUCUCUCUAUGAUUCUAUCUCUCGGUUUUCAAUACUCGGAAGCUCUGCGCUCGUUUGGCUAUGUUUUUUCAUGGCGCCAACAGCUUCCAGCGGUUUUCAUUCUCCCGUUGCUUUAGCUUUAAAUGCGGGCGUUCUUCGUUAUUCAAUGAAAUAAGCGGUCUCUCCUCUCCAGUCUCCACCUUCGUUUUCAGGUCGGUGUUUUCUGGGUUUUAAUGGAUUCCAUCACAUUCGACCCGUGAGAUUUUGUAGUGUCGCCUCAGAAGUCAGAACCUCUAGGGUUGAAUUGAUGUAUUGAGAGGCUCAAACACUGCUGCAAAAUUUGCUCUUGGAUGUGGUUUGUUAAACUGGAUUGGCUUUCCUUGGACAAGAUUUUGAUCGGUGAAACUCCCGUUUUAGAUCCGUUUCAGGUUGAGGUGAUUUGAUGAGGGGAAAUGGAGGGGCGGAUGAAGAAAUACAGGCAAACGAGCCCGGAGAGGGCUAGAGUUUGGACGGAGCCGUCGCCGAAGCACCAGAAUAGAAAAGUUCCAGUGGUUUACUAUUUAUGCAGAAGCCGCCAUCUAGAACAUCCUCACUUCAUCGAAGUUCCCCUCUCGUCACCCGAAGGCCUCUACCUGAGAGAUGUGAUUGACAGGCUUAAUGUUCUGAGAGGAAGAGGCAUGCCUUUCAUGUACUCAUGGUCUUGUAAGAGGAGCUACAAAAAUGGUUUUGUUUGGCAUGAUCUUUCUGAGGAUGACUUGAUUCUUCCUGCACAUGGGAAUGAAUACGUUCUUAAAGGUUCCGAGCUCUUUGAAGAAUCAUUCCAUUCAGAUCGUUUCAAUCCAAAUGGUAGCACAAAAUUGCAGGCCCCGAAGCAAUUGCAAGACCCUGCAUCUAUCCGCAGCCAAGAGGCAUCUUCAUCUUCUUCGAGCAAGGCUGGGAAAGAUAUGAGGCGUCAAGAAGAGGAAUUCUCCCCUCCACUUCAACGACUGAGUCCUUCCGGUAUGUCCCCAGAUUAUAGAGUUGGAAAGAAUCCCCCUUGGGGUGGAUCUUUGAGCUUGACAGAGUACAAGGUUUCUAAAGGUGAUGGAGCAACUGAUGCUUCAACACAGACCGAGGAAAGUAUAAAGAGAACUAAUGGCCAAGAAACCCGUAUCAGAGGUGUUUCUACAGAUGAUGUCUCACUGGAGCUUGAGGAUCAUAAAAACCAGGUUCUGCAAGUGAAAGAGAACUCUGAACUUUGUAGGGAAGAGAUUUCCCCACCUCCAUCUUCUUCAAGCACAUCAUCUUCUUGUGGGAAGACAGAGACUUUAGAAUCUCUAAUCAGAGCAGAUGCUAGUAAAAUCAAUAGUUUCCGGAUACUUGAAGAGGAAGAAAUUCGCAUCUCUUCAAAUACUAAAUUCAAACCAGCAAAUGUGUUGAUGCAAUUGAUCUCUUGUGGUUCCAUCUCAGUGAAGGAUCACAGUUUUGGGCUCAUACCAACCUACAGACCAAGGUUUUCUCAUUCAAAAUUCCCCUCACCAUUAUUCUCUACUUCAGUGAUGCUUGGAGAGGUUGACUGCUUCUCAGAUAACCCAAGGCUGAUGAGCCUGAGAUUGGAAGAUAAAGACUACUUCAGUGGGAGCUUGAUCGAAACUAAAACUCUGAAGGAAGAGGAGGAUGGAUGUCCUGCCCUCAAACGCUCUUCUUCUUUUAAUGCUGACAGGACUUCUAAAGCAGCGGAUUCAGCAGAUGUCAAAGAGGAGACAGAGUCGACUCAUUCAAAAUGCAUCCCAAGAUCAAUCAAAGCAUCUUUAGGUAAGCAGCUAAGGAGUGAAACAAUGAGAUCUCCUGUUUCAGAGGGGGCAAGGAAAUCUUUGGUUGGAUCAGAUAGUGUACAAUCCAUGCCUCUGUCUGUAUCCAAUGGUAUCAGCAAAAGAAUCAUGGAGUUUUCAUCAGCAAAGAAACCAUCAAAGAGGCCAGACUCUUUUAGAGAAGAGGAUGUGAUCAAAAUUGAAGAAAGGCUUGCUUCAGGAGCUCGGGUUAUAAUCCACUCGAAGCCUCCUUAUGAUGAUAGUGGAGUAAUCUACUAGAGAAAAUAAAGUGGGUUGGGUUGGUGAGUCUCUUUACUACAUACUUGAAACAAAGGGGGAAGAGAAAUGUUUAUGGGAGAUUUGUAUAAUCUUGUAACAAACGUGUUGAUUUUGUUGUAUUUCAAGUGGAGGGACCUUGUUUGUUUGAAUUUUGAGGAAGGACCAAUGAGUAUUUUUGGCGGGUUGGUGCCUGGUGGUACUUCUGUAAAAUUCAAAAAAGGAUCAAAACAAAACAAGUUUCUUUGAAGAGAGAGAGAGAGAGAGAGAGAGAGUGGUGGUUGGGAUGCAGACUGCAUUGGUUGUGGACCAACUUCUUGUGGUGGUUAAGUUUUGUUGUCAACUUUGUUCAAUGAGAGUAUGUACUUUCCCAUGUCUCAUCUGCCAUUCUUCCUGUUUCUGCUUCUUAUGUCAACAGCACCAAUGCCCACCUGCGAAAUGGAGGUAGUGAAAGGGUGGUGCAGUAAUCUUGUAGAAAUAAGAUUAUGACAAAGGAAGUGGAGUGGAGUUGCAGAUUAGACAGAGCUGGGCUUGUCCACUUUUUAUUUAUUUAAUUUAAAGUUGCUUCACCAUUACUUCUUCCCCUCCUUUUUGUUUGUUUCGACUCUUGUAACAGAGGCAUAAGCUCAAUUGAUCAAAGCAAAGAAGUCAAACUCA
Molecule: messenger RNA, 2756 nt
Organism: Nelumbo nucifera (sacred lotus)
Lineage: Eukaryota; Viridiplantae; Streptophyta; Magnoliopsida; Proteales; Nelumbonaceae
Source: RefSeq, a predicted model, not a curated record